Carica papaya (papaya) is the source of this 1815-nucleotide messenger RNA. RefSeq lists its product as uncharacterized. NCBI's taxonomy places the organism in Eukaryota, Viridiplantae, Streptophyta, Magnoliopsida, Brassicales, Caricaceae. The record is from RefSeq and is a predicted model, not a curated record. Gene Ontology annotation, molecular function: flavin adenine dinucleotide binding; electron-transferring-flavoprotein dehydrogenase activity. Gene Ontology annotation, cellular component: cytoplasm.
UCAAAAUAUUACUUUUAGAAAAGUUUGAAUCCCUGAUGAAGUAUUCAAAGAGAAUCAACCAGCCCAUUACACGAAAAGAUGAUCUGGUCGGCAUUAAUAAACAUUCAAAUACCAUUUUUACACUCCUCACCGAGAAAAGAAAAAGGAUAAUGGCGUUGACUAUCAGACUUGUUUUGCUUUGGGUAAAUGUAAAAUGACCAAUCAGUUGUUGGCUCGGGUAAUUAGAGCUUUCCAUCCAAUUAUAGCAGAGUGCCUUCUUGUCCUUUGAAUCCUUCCUUCUUCUUCUUCUUCUUCUUUAAGAACCCUUCAACGCGUUAUUCUACCUAUAAAUCCCCAGCUCCACCACACCGCCAUUUGUUAGACGUUAAAUCUUUUCUGGGUUUUAUUCAUUUUAAUCAGAAUCAUGGACAGCCAACCCGAUUUUGGAGGAUCCACAAAGCGAGUGGUGGUGGUAGGAGGCGGUAUUGCUGGCUCUCUCAUCGCGAAAUCUCUACAGUUCGUCGCUAGUGUCACCCUCAUUGAUCCGAAGGAGUAUUUUGAGAUCACAUGGGCAAAAUUGAGGUCAAUGGUGGAACCAUCAUUUGCAGAGAGAUCAGUUAUCAACCAUAAGGAUUACCUUACAAACGGCCAAAUUAUUACAGCUAAUGCAAUCAAUAUCUCUGAAACUGAAGUAUUGACUUCAGUAGGCCGCCUGGUUGCUUAUGAUUAUCUUGUUAUUGCUACCGGCCAUAAGGAUCCCGUUCCUGUAACUAAGAGGGAGAGAAUUAAUCAAUACCAAGCAGAAUAUGAAAAGAUCAGUUCCUCUGGUUCUGUUUUGAUUGUUGGAGGAGGUCCUACUGGUGUUGAACUAGCUGGAGAAAUUGCUGUUGAUUUCCCAGAUAAGAAGGUUACUCUGGUGCAUAAAGGAGCCAGGUUAUUGGAAUUUAUUGGGCCAAAAGCUGCUGAUAAAAGUCUAGAUUGGUUAACUUCAAAGAGAGUUGAAGUAAUAUUGGGGCAAUCCGUCGAUUUAAAUUCUGUUUCUGAUGGAGGCAAAGUGUAUAAAACGUCUGAAGGAGAAACAAUUGAAGCAGACUGCCAUUUUCUAUGCACAGCAAAACCUCUGAGUUCAUCAUGGCUUAAUGAUAGCAUAUUGAAGGAUAGCUUGGAUAGUCAUGGAAGGGUGAUGGUCGAUGAGCACUUGAGAGUAAAGGGUCGUGGAAACAUAUUUGCAAUAGGCGAUAUUACUAAUAUUCAGGAAAUCAAACAAGGGUAUAUAGCACAAAAGCACGCUUUAGUGGUUGCGAAGAACUUGAAGUUAUUGAUGGGCGGUGGAAAAGAAAGCAAGAUGGCGACAUACAAGCCUAGUUCUGGUUCCGUGCUUGCAAUUGUUUCGCUUGGAAGGAAAGAAGCAGUUGCACAAUUCCCCUUCACAACUAUGAUUGGGUGCAUUCCUGGCCUGAUCAAAUCUAGAGACUUGUUUGUAGCAAGAACAAGGAAGGAUAGGGGUCUAGACUCUCGUCGUACAGAUAAUUAAGUUUGAGGGUGAGAGAAGGGAAUUCAAUUUAUUGAUACUACUACAUUUGUGCACUACUCUUGUUUUGAUCUGUUGUAUAUCUGCAGGAUCAUAAUAUCAUAUAUAUAUAUAACAUAUAAAUUAUUAAGAUGAGAGUGUGAGAUGAGAAUUCGUUUUGUUAUACUACAUUUGUGGAUUACUCUUGUUUUGAUCUGCUGUAUAUUUACAGGAUCAUAUAGAUCAUAUGUAAAUAUACAUAUAAAUGAUUGUGCAGUAUAUAUAAAUCUUGAACAGAUUGUAAUGUAUCUCAAUAUUUUGUGCAA